Molecule: messenger RNA, 1147 nt
Organism: Teleopsis dalmanni
Lineage: Eukaryota; Metazoa; Arthropoda; Insecta; Diptera; Diopsidae
Exons: 2
Coding region: 17-1102 (361 amino acids)
Source: RefSeq, a predicted model, not a curated record
GUGAUUUUAUUGAGCCAUGAGCAAAUUAACAGUUUUCUGCCUUGUGGUGGGCACAAUGUCAGCACUACUGACUCAACAGCCUGUAGAAGCUCGACCAUUCUUUUUUAAUAUUUUCACACCAACAACAAGUUCAAAUACUGUGCGUACUGAAACACAAACAACUAACAAUUUUCCAUUGGGGGACUUAAUAAGUGCUAAACUACGAUUUCUCACCACUUUACUUCAAGGAAACGUUUCUGGUGGUGUAGGAUUUAGAUUUAAUAAAUUUGGUGUGGCUAGCACAACUACUACAACCAGCAAACCAGAUUAUACAACUAAAGUUAAUACUGUUUAUGUUCCGGAAACAACCAUUAAAAUUGGAACUAUCAUAACUGCAACUGAAGAAAAUAAAAUUGACCUUAUGCCAUUGACUAUCACCAAAAAACCUGAUGUUGCAAUAAGUGUGGAUAUAGACGCCGAUCUUGCAACACAAUCCACCACACAAGGUACAGCUAUAGAAAUCGCGCAAGAAGCAUCCGAUAAUUUUACAACGAUUAAACCUGAUGUGGAUUUUAAUGUGAGCAUAGACGCCGAUCUUGCAACACAAUCCUCCACACAGGGUACAGAUAUAAAAAUACCUAAACCUAGUGUGGACGUUAAUGUGAACAUAGACGCCGAUCUUGCAACACAAUCAUCCACACAGGGUACAGAUAUAAAAAUACCUAAACCUAGUGUGGACAUCGACGUUGAUCUUGCAAACCAAUCCACCGCACAAGGUACAGAUAUAAAAACGCCAAGACCUGGUGUAGACGUUAAUGUGAACUUAGUCGCCAAUAUUCCAACACAAUCCACCACACAGGGUACAAUAAUAGAAAACGUAAGCGUCGAUCUUGCAGUAGAAGCGACGACAGCAGAUUUUGAAUACGAAACUACACAAAAAAAUAUUGAACAAUUUACAACGAGCAAAGUUAAUAUUUACACAUCAGAAAGCACAGGAUAUGUGUACACCACCAAAAAACCAGGUUAUGAAUACACCACACGCCAUUCUGUAACACCAGGUUACGUCUACAACGUACCUGACUCGGCAAAUGACGUUUACAAUCCGUUUUUACCACCGUAUUAAUAUUAAAAUAAAUUCAUGAAAAACUUAAUUACGGAAAAUCAACCU